AUGCUCGCAAACAAUCUUGCCGCCGGCGUAGUGCUGCUGGUUUCGAGCGCCGCGGCGCUCCCAACCAUGAGCCCGCUCGAGUACGUCAAGCGGGCUGUGAGCCCAGGCGUGAUCAUUCAAAAAUGCACCAACCCCGGGAUGCUCGCUCUCGCGUACGACGACGGUCCCUACACGUACACGUCGCAGCUUGUCGACAUCCUCGACAAGGGGGGUGCCAAAGGCACCUUCUUCUGGACGGGCACUCUGUACGGAUGCAUCUACAACCAGGCCAACGCCGUCAAGAAGGCUUUUGCCUCGGGCCAUCAGGUGGCAUCGCACUCAUGGUCCCACCAGCGCAUGGGGAGCAUGAACGCCAACCAGAUUCGCACCGAGAUGACGCGGGUCGAGGAUGCGCUCGUCAACCUGGUGGGCGUCAAGCCGGCGUACAUGCGGCCCCCCUACCUGGACACGGGCGGCCAGUUCCUGUCGACCAUGAAGUCGAUGAACUACAAGGUCAUCACCAACGACAUUGACUCGGGCGACUGGAACAACCGCUCUCCGCAGCAGAGCCAGCAGGAGUUUCAGCGGGCCGGUGCCGGCGGCAUGGGCCACAUCCCGCUGAUGCACGAGGUCUACCCGGGAACCGUCAACACGCUGACGCCGUGGUUGAUCAACUGGGCUAAGCAGAAUAACCUGAAGCUGGUUACUGUUGCGGAGUGCUUAGGCGACGCCCAAGGCAUGUACCAGCCCGGAAACUUCACACCGACCACCGGUCCAUUCAGGUGCUAG
Messenger RNA from Canariomyces notabilis, 768 nucleotides. RefSeq names its product carbohydrate esterase family 4 protein. Gene Ontology annotation, biological process: carbohydrate metabolic process. The transcript is spliced from 3 exons. Bases 1 to 768 code for a protein of 255 amino acids. Lineage: Eukaryota; Fungi; Ascomycota; Sordariomycetes; Sordariales; Chaetomiaceae. Gene Ontology annotation, molecular function: hydrolase activity, acting on carbon-nitrogen (but not peptide) bonds. The record is from RefSeq and is a predicted model, not a curated record.